Messenger RNA from Puccinia triticina, 399 nucleotides. RefSeq lists its product as uncharacterized. Bases 1 to 399 code for a protein of 132 amino acids. The record is from RefSeq and is a predicted model, not a curated record. NCBI's taxonomy places the organism in Eukaryota, Fungi, Basidiomycota, Pucciniomycetes, Pucciniales, Pucciniaceae. The transcript is spliced from 3 exons.
AUGGACUUCAAAUCGCCCAACUCAUCGCCUGAGGGAACAGUUCCAGAGAUGCGAACCAAGCGGCCCAAACCGGUGCUCACCUUGAGCUACCACCUUCCGACGGGUGUUGUGCAGGGACGACUGACUGAAGGUGGCAGCGGCUUCUCCCGUGGUGGACGUUCGCCGGCGCUAGUCCCGAUCCGGUCGCCCGUCGAGCCUCCGGCCCCGCGCAGCCCCUUCGGCCCGUCCUCCGCUAUCCUCAAAGCUCCCCAUCUCAGCCAGUCGAAGGAGUCCUUCUCCCCGCUCCCUCCUACUCCUACUACCGCCCCUUGCGAUGCUCCCCGGGCUAGCGUCUUCGAGACUUACCAGGCUCAGUUCCUUCAGGCUCAGUCUUCCGUUCAACCCCAGAAGAAGGAUUGA